AAAAUGGGCCACGCUUCCGGGGUCCUCACUCAAUCUCAUGGGCCCCGCCAACAUCCUAUAGGGUACUCCUCCUGCAUGCUUGACCCUGUUGCCAGAGGGGGUCCUUCCUGUUUGCGUGCCGUCUUCGCUGCAAGUGCCCUUCUCAACAAAACCAACGAUUUUGUUCUUGGCCAUAAGCUCACUGUUUUGGCCCCUCAUGACAUUGCCGCUAUCCUCAACCAAGUUCAACCGAAACAUCUCUCUUGUCAACGGCACCUUUGCCUUCAAACUUCUCUCCUUCUACCCGAUAAUGUCACUUUGCAACGUUGUUACACCCUGAACCCGGCCACUCUUCUGCCCCUUCCCAAGGGGGGAGUUCCACAAUACUGGUAUAGUCUACACAUACAUCCUGAUGACUACAUGGAGCUGCACAUCGAAAGACCUACAAUUUCGCAUGAUGAACAACCUGAAACACAACUACAUUGCACCCUGUGGUUUUUGGACGCUCCAGGGCCUGAUCUCCAGGGACUAUUUAGCCUGGUGGAAGUGCAAAUUACACUGACAGCCUUGUUCUGUGACUCCAAGGGGAACAUUGUCAUCCUAGUCUGUCUACCGAUGGAGGUAUCACACCUGCAUUGCCACUGGGAAGUGGCUGUUCCCCAUGUUUUGUUUACUAAGUCCUCAGAUCUCACAUGGAAGGACCUUGGGCCAACUGCAACUUACAGCGACAGGGGUCACCAAGAAGACUAUAAACCACGAAACACUUGGUUACCCUCGAUACCCUCAAUACCAAACAGAGGUAUGUGGAGAAAUGCCUCCUACAGAGCCAGACCCAGAAGCUCCACAUGAUUGUUUCGAACAAAUGAAAAUGGAAACUACUCAUCUCCCCACAGUGCAUGAAACCGCUUUACCAAACCCCGAUUGCAUACUGUUCGUGGACGGUUCCACAUUUGCAGACGAACAGGGUCAAUAUCAUACUGGAUAUGCAGUCACCACCAAAGACCGAGUACUCCGAGCAUCUUCACUUCCUCCCUCUAAGUCCGCUCAAGAAGCUGAGCUAAUAGUUCUCAUAACGGCAUGCAGAAUAUCGGAAGAAAAACGUAUAAAUAUCUACACAGACUCCAGGUAUGCCCUAGGAGUAGCGCAUGACUUUGGCUUAAUCUGGAAGACCAGAGGAUUCCUCACAGCAGCAGGUACUCCUGUGAAACACGGUGAGACUAUUAAUGAAUUAAUGGACGUAUUGUUAUUACCAACCAACGUGGCUAUUUUGAAAGUCAAAGCUCAUGGGAGAUUGAAUUCAGAAGAAGCACUGGGUAAACAUUUGGCCGAUCAAGCAGCUAAAGAUGCAGCACGACAAAAGUGGGAAGUGGACAGAAGAGUGGCCGACGAAAUAGCCCUCAUUUGUAACCUACAAACCUUACCCACUGACCUCAAAUUUCUGAGAGAGCAACAAGAUGCUGCUACCCCGCAAGAAAAACAGAGUUGGAAGGACAGAGGAGCAAUUAUCCAGAAUGACAUAUACACCAUAAGAUCCAAGUACUGCUUGCCCAGAAAUAUGUAUCCAGCUGUUGUCCAAUGGGCUCAUGGACCAGCACAUCUAUCCAAACAACUUAUGAACUCCUUGAUUGAUAAGUAUUUCGAGGCACCUAGGAUUAUUACCCUCACUCAGAACUAUUGCCAGUAAUGCAUGAUCUGUGUUAAAUGCAACCCAGGGAAAAUAAUUAAAACGGCACCAAAUCAUUUGGCAAAACCUUUUUCAAAGAAUCCAAAUUGAUCAUAUCCAAAUGCCGAAGAGCGGCCAUUACGAAUAUGCGCUAGUCAUAGUGGACAUGUUUUCAGGAUGGCCAGAAGCCUUCCCAGUCACUAAACUUACCACAAAAACUACAGCUAAACAUCUACUCACUGAAUUCAUCUGCAGAUACGGAGUUCCUGAAGUAAUAGAAAGUGACCAAGGAACGUCUUUUACUGCAUUAUUGACUAAAGAAAUCUGGGCAGCACUGGGGGUGACCCUUGCCUUUCACACACCCUAUCAUCCACAAAGUAGUGGUAAGGUAGAACGCAUGAAUGGCACUCUGAAAGCCAGGAUGCUAAAAAUGUCACAAGAAACUAACUUACCUUGGCCGGAGAGUCUUCCUAUAGCACUUUUCAGUGUAAGGUAUACUCCAAGAGGAAAAUUGAAUCUAUCCCCCUAUGAGAUUAUGUUCGGGACAGCGCCCAGGUUAGGUUGUUAUUUCCCGCAGCAGCUACAACUUCAGUCAGAUGCAAUGAUAGACUACAUAACUGCACUUUCUCAUGCCUUAACCAAAAUCCAUGCACAGGUGUUUUCUUCUAAUCCAGAUCCAGAAUCCAACACAGGCACACACAAAUUACUUCCCGGUGAUUGGGUUAUGGUCAAGAAAUUUUUAAGAAAACACACUCUUGAGCCAAGAUUCGAUGGUCCAUACCAAGCAUUAUUGACUACAGCAACUUCUGUAAAGUUGGCGGGGAAGAACACUUGGAUACACAUCUCGCAUUGUAAAAAGGUUCCUGCCCCAGAGGAAGUGGAUCCUGCACCAACAUGAGUCUUUUGUAUUUAUAUUUGCUGCUAGGCCUCUUGGAGGCCCAACAAGUUGCUAUUACCAAAGAUAAUCAUGCCUAACACACAUGUGGCUUCGUACACCUUUGACUACUGUGAUAUUGUUGCUUGUAUAUUUCCACACUCACUACAUUCAACUAUAUACAAAGACAUACCAAAUAAAAAGGAGCCCUACAUUUGUGUGACAGGCGGGCAUUGGGGACAUCAUUGUAGUUCAUGGAAGGCAGCGGGUUGGAAUACGGGCCGACCAUGGGGCUACAAACCACAGACCGCCCUAGAUUGGGUUGACAGACAUGGGAAACGUCUAUAUACCGAAUGACAUUAUGCAAACCAACAGGAUCCACUCCGAUAAAGUUGACUUUAAACAUAGAACAUCCAAGUCCAGGUGACGCUGGAGAGUAUGUAAUGGGAAUGUAUUGGAAAGGGGGUGGCUCGUACAAUAAAUUGGGGACAUUCUACCUGCAAGACAUGCUCAACUCACCAGACUGGGUAGGAUCGACACACAUGACGAUAAAUCCACUGAAACCACACAUCAAGACGCUCAAAGACAUGGUGGCUAUUGCCAAUCCUACAUUUGAGGAUACCAUGGCUGUGGAAACAGGUUUUUCAGAUACUAAUCUAUGGCUUGAAUGGAUGAGAUACAAUGCUAACUCACAUAAUAAAACAAAUUGUUAUGUUUGCGGAGGGGCUAGGCCUCACCUAGAUACAGUGCCCUUUAAUUUACCAAUAGAUGUUGAAACAUGCUUCUUAAGUCUUUAAGCACAGACAACUGUAAAUUCUUCAGCGUGUGAGUCCUGGAAGAAGACUUACCCAAUCACUCAAGGAAACACUAAACCACCGGACGGUGUUACUGUAUAUCCAGGUAAUUACACUUGUUAUACGAUACAUGAAACCACGGGUAGAUCUGUAGGUAAAUUCCCCCCAGGUUAUUGUGCAACCUAUCAGAAUCCGCCUACGACAUUACUAGUAAACCAGAUUAAGUCCAUAUGAGACAUUUAUUGGCUAUGUGGUGACAUGCAACUUAGAACUAGGAUUUUGGUUUGUGGGUUGGAGAAUGUACUCUAACCAAAGUAAAUAUGCCUAUCCAUAUCUUCCCUGACAAUCAUCAUGGCUCAUAUGAUUCUUCGAAUACCCACUUUAGAGUAAAAAGAGACAGUCCAAUAUGGGGAGUUUUGACCCACACGUAUGUAUAGAUGCCAUUGGAGUACCUAGGGGGGUACCAAAUGAGUUUAAGGCCAGAGAUGAGGUGGCCGCAGGGUUUGAAUCCUUAAUUCCGCUUAUUACUGCCAAUAAAAACGUCAAUUCGAUCAAUUAUAUCUACUACAAUCAACAACGCUUUGUUAAUUACACCCGAGAUACUUUACAAGGCUUAGCCGAGCAGUUGCAGGCUACCUCUCACAUGACAUUCCAGAACAGGAUAGCCCUAGACAAGAUCUUAGCAGAAAAGGGGGGUGUGUGUAAGAUUCUCCCUGAGACAAUGACAUGUUGUACUUACAUCCCAGAAAAUAUUGGUCCUAAUGGUAAGGGGACAAUGGCUAUAGAAAGAUUAGAGAGUCUCUCUGAUGAAUUAAAAAGAAACGUAGGGGUUCCUAACUCCUGGGACAAAUGGUUUGGAAGGAUGAGUGGUUGGCAAAGGACUCUUUUCCAAAUAGGAAUGGCAGUCCUUUUCUUAACUUGCUGUGUGGUUCCAUGUGCACAGAAGUAUCUACAAAAGACUGUAGACCAGACAAUUGACCAUACAACUCCCAUAUACAUACACCAGGAUGCUGAUGACAUUGAUAUUGAUACUCCACAGACACCACUUCAGUCCCAUCAGAUUAAACAGACAGCCACUGCCACCAUCUUGUAGGUAUAGUUUAGGGAUAGCGUCUGUCUCUACGGGCAAGAGUCUGACGCAGGAGAUGUAGUGGAGUAGCCGCUGCGGGAUACCUGCGCAGUGAAGUGUUUGAGGCCUGUUAAGACAGAUGAGCUGCAGCCAAAUUAGGGACAUUAUUAGGAACAGUUGGUGGUAGGUUGUUUUCCUUUGUAAAUAGCCAUUUUAAGGGGGGACUGUUGUGGACAUAAAUAUGAAUUUAGUUUAUAUUAGUAAAAUGCCUAUUUAAUCAGCAUUAUUCAAUCUUCAUGUGAUUAACUAAAAUGGCCGCUGGGGAGUUUCCCCUGUAACAUCGACUAACUACCUCGUGUAACAAGAUGGCACUGGAGUCUGGGGGAGACCCUCAUGAUACCAGUAACAUCAACCCUUGUAGGCAGAGUAUUAGAAGAACCACUUAACACCUAACCAAUUAAUGAUGUAUUAUUUCAUGUUAUCUCUGACAAUGCAUAUGAUGUAAUUCUGCUUUAAAAAGGGGCUUGCUAUCCCCUCUGAAUAAACAUUCCUAAGUUUUUCAUUAACCAGAAACUUGUGUCCGGUGUGAAAUUACUUCAGGAGCGUGCACGCAGAUACACAAGAUAAUCAAUUUAUUGAUUGAUUUCCAUUUCAGGGAGCAGUAUGUGAAUGGGGAGCAGCAUGUGUAUAGGGGAUCAGUAUGUGUAUGGGGGGCAGUGUAUGUGUAUGGGCAGUGGCGUACACAUGACCCAUGGGGCCCCGGUGCGAAAAUUGAUCCGUGGGCCCCACUGGCCGGGCGGGGGCAACACGGCGGGCGGCACCUGGUCGUGCAGGGGUUGCAGGGCUGCACCCUGCGAUCGCAGUAUGCACACACACUUAAAGGACCACUACAGACACCCAGAUCACAUCAGCUCAAUGAAGUGGUCUGGGUGCCAGGUCCCUCUAGUUUUAACCCUGCAGCUGAAAACAUAGCCGUUUCAGAGAAACGGCUAUGUUUCACUGAGGGUUAAUCCAGCCUCUGGUGGCUGUCUCAUUGACAGCUGCUAGAGGAGCUUCCGCAAUUCUCACUGUGAAAAUCACAGUGAGAAGACACUGAACGUCCAUAGGAAAGCAUUGAGUAAUGCUUUCCUAUGGGCGGUUUAAAUGCGCGCGCGCCUCUUGCCGCGCAUGUGCAUUCGGAGCUGAGAGGCGGAGGGAUCCCCAGCGCCAAGGGAGUCCGAUGCUGGAGAAAGUUAAAUGCUGAAGAGACACACACACACUCUCAUGAAUAGACGCAUACACACUAGCUAACAGACAAACACAUUUACUGACAGAGACACACUCAGUGACAGACAUACAUACACACUCACUUACAAAACAUACACUUUCACUGACAAACACACACUCACUAACAGACAUCAAACACACUCAGUAACAGACACACACAGUAACACACUCACUAGCAGACACACACCCAAUAACAGACACACUCACUGACACACACACUCAAACACAAACACACACAAACACUAACACACACACACACUAACACACACACACUAACACACUAACACACAUACACUUUUUAAAAAAAUUUUAAUCCCCCCAGCCUCCUUACUUUUUGGAGAGCUGAGGGGAUUCCCUGGGGUCCAGUGGUGCUGCUGCUGGGCGGGCGGCCGGGCUGGCUGUCUGGGUGGCCGGCGCGCGAGGGAGCACUCUCCCCUGAGUGCUUCCUCUUCAGCUCCCUCGCACACCGCACUGAUCCCGGAGCCGGAAGAUGAGGGAGCUGAAGAGGAAGCAUACAGGGGAGAGUGCUCCCUCACGCGCCGGCCACCCAGACAGCCAGCCCGCCCGAUGACAGCAGGGCCAGCCUGGGGGGGCCCUGAGGUAGCCGGCUCCUGGGCCCCCCAGGGGAAAAGGCUGGCCCAGGGGCGUACAUACCGGGACGCAGGGGUGGCCGGGUCCCCUGGUGGGCCGGGCCUGGUUGCAGCCGCGACCCCUGCGACCCUGGUAUGUACGCCACUGUGUAUGGGGGCAGUAUGUGUAUGGGGGGCAGUGUGUGUGCAUGGGGGGCAGUGUGUGUGUAUGAGGGCAGUAUGUGUGUAUGGGGGGCAGUAUGUGUGUAUGGGGGCAGUGUGUGUGUGUAUAUGUGUGGGGGCUGUGUGUGUAUGUAUGGGGCAAUGUGUAUGUGUAUGUGUGUGUAUGGGGGCAGUAUGGGGGAAAUGUGUGUGUAUGGGGGGGCAGUAUGGGGGGCAGUGUGUGUGUGUAUGGGGGGGCAGUGUGUCUGUAUGGGGGCAGUGUAUAUGUGUAGAGUGUGUGUGUGUGUGUAUGUGAUAAGGGUAGGGAGGCUUUUUUUAUAAUAUAUAUAUUUUUUUUUAUUUAAUAAAAAGCUCUCUGCCAGAACGAACUGUUGGCACUCAAGUACCGUGAUAAAAAGGAGGUUUUCAUCCUAACUACCAUCCACGGUGAAAACACUCGCAGGGUCCCAGUUCGUGGCAGAGAGGAAUUUAAACGAGUGCCAGUCUGCAUACAGCAAUAUAAUCGGCAUAUGGGGGGAGUUGACCUGUCAGAUUAACUAAUGCAGCCGUAUUUGAUCAUGCGAAAGACCAGGGCAUGGUAUAAAAAAGUGGGCAUAUAUAUAUAAUGCAGACAGCAGUCCACAAUGCCUUUUGACAUUUUAAAAAAGGCAAAUGCUGAGCUGAAAAGCACUUUUCUUUCAUUCCAGUUUCAGCUCAUUUCUGGGCUACUUGAGUGCCACACAAGGAGACCAUCAGUGGAGCCUAGCAGAAGAAUGGAGGCAGGUCACUUCUGCUUUAAGAUUCCACCAACCCCUAAAAAAACAAAACCCCCAGAAAAGGUGCAGGGUGUGUUACAAGAGGGGCGUAAGAGCUGAGACCAGCUAUUACUGCCCUGAUUGCCCCUCUCAGCCCGGCCUAUGUAUUGCCCACUGUUUUAAAAUUUUUCACACCCAGGCCGAAUAAGCAGACCAGUUUUGGGGUGUGAUUUUAGUCAUCUGUCUGAUUGGUUACCGAAUCUUGGCUUUGCCUCUCUGUUAUGAUUGCCCCCGGUCUAGCAGGGGAGUUGAUCGCUUGGAUGUCCUGGUUCCCGCAGUCAGAGAGUCGAACGUAGUUUCCUUCGGUAGAAUCUGCAAGUGUAGAAUAUCCCACUAGGGAAGAGAGUGCUAGUAUUCCCGGAUCCCUACAACACGAGUCGAGGCUGCGAGUUGAGGGUCAAAACGAACUAACUUUACUGGCACACAAACAUGGCAAUUUAUACAAUUCCUCAGAUCCAAGGACAGCCCCCUAUGGACCUGAUGGGAUACAGGUACAGUACACGAAGUUGACCAAUCACAAUACAAUGUAUCAUUUGAAUUAGUGCCCGCCCAGCUUGGAGAUAAUGAGGCCAACGGUUAUACAAUCUAAUUAUCUCCAAGCGCACAAAAGACCACGUUUUAUUAUGUCCCAUAAAACAGUAUAAAAAUGCAUAACUUUAACGUUUUGGGGAGAAAACGGUUCAUUCCACCAUUCAUUCGAUAGCUCGGUUCCGGGCACAUUAAGUAUACGAAUUGCGACCAGACCCCAUGACCGGAAUGGGCGAUUUCUGCCGUAUAAAGUCUGGUUCGGCACUUUGGUCGUUAGUCCCUGAUGGCGGCCAUGCUUUUAGGCUGUUCAAUAGGCAGCGGGACCUUGAUUCAACACUUAUGGAACGGAAAUCGGAUACAUAGUCAUACGAAUCCCCGCUAUCAGUCUGGUUGUUCCGACCGCUCGGCACACGAACUGGGACCGCCCCGUAGGGGGGUACUUGACCUGCGGUUAACCGCAGAAACCACAUUCUAAUUGCUGCCACACGCCAAACUGUAGGUGGUCGCUGUUCGUGAGUCUCUCGGCAGCUUCCAUUCGGUAAAUUGUAUACGAAUGCAGAUCCUCCGGGAUCGUCAAUUAGUUUGUGGUUAACCGCAGACCGCAGUGCCUUGGGUGGUUAAUGAGCGACACACUCCGCUCGUCAGGUG
Molecule: messenger RNA, 8367 nt
Organism: Pelobates cultripes (western spadefoot toad)
Lineage: Eukaryota; Metazoa; Chordata; Amphibia; Anura; Pelobatidae
Source: the annotation of a GenBank genome assembly